CAGAUAUAGGUGGUUGCAAUUCAGCACAUGGGGAAUGGUGCUGAGAAUAUGAUAAAUGUGCAAAUGUUCUAGGCAAGAAUUUGUAUAGGGUCAUUACAAAAUUGAAGGGGAAUAAGAAGACACCUCUCUUUUGGUGUCAUUCUCCUCUCACUUAUCACAGUUUUACAGCUGUGCAUCUCUAUUGACUUCAGGGCAAGUUUACACUGGGAUGAAUCUUAUGGAAAGGAAACAGGGAAAUGAAACUUCCAUCACAGAAUUUAUCCUCCUUGGAUUCGGGAAUGUCCCUCAGCUGCAGAUCUUUCUCUUCCUGCUGUUUCUAGUGAUCUACAUUGUGACCAUGACCGGGAAUAUCCUCAUCUUUGCACUAGUUGUGGCUUACCAGCAACUUCACACCCCCAUGUACUUCUUCCUUGGGAACUUGUCCUGCUUGGAGACCUGCUACAGCUCCACCAUCCUGCCCAGGAUGCUGACCAGUCUCCUGACUGGGGACAGAACCAUUUCUGUUAGUGAGUGCAUCACACAAUUAUAUUUCUUUGGUUCUCUGUUAACCACUGAAUGUUCUCUUUUAUCUGUGAUGGCCUAUGAUCGGUAUUUGGCAAUAUUGAAACCGCUACAUUAUGCGGUCCUUUUGAAUGACAGGUUCUGCCUCCAGCUAGUGGCCUGGUCUUGGAUCAGUGGAUUUAUGUCUGUUGCCAUCAUAAUAUUUAUGAUGUCACAGUUAAGAUUCUGUGGCCCCAGUGAAGUUGAUCAUUUCUUUUGUGAUUUUAGCCCAAUAAUAAAACUGUCCUGCAGCGACACUCACACGCUGGAAGUUACUGCUUUCAUACAUUCCUCCAUAUUCACAUUGCCUCCAUUUCUAUUAACAGUGGCAUCCUAUGUUUGUAUCAUCUCCACCAUCCUGAGAAUCCCUUCCACCACCGGGAGGCAAAAAGCCUUUUCCACUUGCUCCUCCCAUCUCAUCGUGGUGACAAUAUUCUAUGGGACGCUAGUCAUUGUGUAUCUGCUAUCAGGCUCUGAGGCAUUGAGGGACCUGAACAAAGUGCUCUCUGUUGUCUAUGGAGCCUUAACCCCAUUGGUCAACCCCCUCAUAUACAGCCUGAAAAACAAGGAGGUUAAGGAAGCCUUGAGGAAAGCUGUGCUUAGAUUUUUUGUCUUUUACAAGAACACAGAUAUUUCAAGAUAAAAGGCAUAUGUAAUGGGGCAAUCACUGGGAUAUGAUCUGGCAAAGUCACACUCCUGUGAGUAGCCCUAACUUACCUUAGAGUGCCUGUUAUACUCCAGACUACCUCUGGCUCUGUGACACAUUUUGGAGGGAAAUAUCUAAGACUUGCACUGCCCCCCCACCCCACUUGCACUUUAACGUGUGAAGAAUACAGUGCAUUGGCCCCCACACUUGCAGUACAUAUUCUAUGAGUAUGGAUGAAUUUUCCAAGAACUUGCAAGCUAAUCUCUUGAUUGGUGUAGAGAGGCGGAC
Messenger RNA from Chrysemys picta bellii (western painted turtle), 1474 nucleotides. RefSeq names its product olfactory receptor 5AP2-like. Gene Ontology annotation, molecular function: G protein-coupled receptor activity; odorant binding; olfactory receptor activity. NCBI's taxonomy places the organism in Eukaryota, Metazoa, Chordata, Testudines, Emydidae. The record is from RefSeq and is a predicted model, not a curated record. Gene Ontology annotation, biological process: G protein-coupled receptor signaling pathway. Gene Ontology annotation, cellular component: membrane.